Messenger RNA from Panthera uncia (snow leopard), 19846 nucleotides. It is a transcript of the gene WIPF1, whose product is annotated as WAS/WASL interacting protein family member 1. NCBI's taxonomy places the organism in Eukaryota, Metazoa, Chordata, Mammalia, Carnivora, Felidae. The coding region runs from base 8546 to 10039 and encodes 497 amino acids. The record is from RefSeq and is a predicted model, not a curated record. The transcript has 9 exons. Gene Ontology annotation, molecular function: actin binding.
GCAGGCUCCACACUGGCAACAGCAAGUCCAAUGUGGGGCUCAUGAUCUGAGCCGAAGUCUGACGGUCAACUGACUGAGGCACCCAGGUGCCCCUGGAGUUGGACGCUUUUAAAAUCCAUUUACAACUAUUUUUCAAGCCCCGGUGAUAUGCCAGAUAGUGAUCUAAAGCAGCUGGGGGGACAGCAGUGAACAAGGCAAACACUAUGCUCCAUGGGCUCCUUCUCUAGUUGGAAAAGCAGACCAUGCACAGGCAACACAGAAUGUGAACAGGUGAGGGGAGCAAGCCACAAAACCAGGAGAAAAUGGUCCUAAAUGCCCUAGGACAAGGGAUGGGGGACGGGGUGGAGCAGUGGUCCAGGAAGCAGAUCAGUGGGCGAGUGUCAGGUCCCCGUGGGCCUUGCUAGUCACUUCAGGGACUCUAGAUUUUACCUGGUGAACAGUGGAAAGCCACGGAGGCUUUUGAGUCUGUGGAUCUUUUCUGAGCCCCCACUUUGAAGGUAUCAUAUGCAGUAUAUCUUGGCUGAGGAUUCAAGUCCUGUGCUAGGAUUGUCAGCGCUAAGAGUCUAGGAAGAAGCCAACUGGGGUCUUUAAUUCUUCUGGCCACAAGCCCGAGAAGUUUUAAGAGAUGGCUCCAAGCAGGACAAACUCUUGUUAGCCCUGAAUCUAGAGCCCGGGGCUGUGUCUGGGCAGCCCCGAGACUUCCCCAGGACUGACUUUGAUUAUGUGUGAAAGUGUCAUCAGUGUAUCCUACCGAGGAAAAGGAGGAGUAAAAUAGGGGCUCCUUCCCACCAGGCUGCACCAUCUAGAGCUGUGUUGUCCAGUAUGGUAGUGGCUCUUGAGCAUCUGAAAUGUUGCCAGUGUAAAAUAUAUAUUUUUGAAGACUUAGUCAAAGAAAAGAAUGCAAAAUGCCUAGUUAAUACUUUUUAUUAUGAGGACAUGUUAUAAUGAUAUUUUUGAAAUAGUGUGUUAAGUAAAUUACUAUUUUUUUAAUGUUUAUUUAUUUUUUGAGAGAGAGAGAGAGAGAGAGAGAGACCGAGCACAAGAGGGGGAAGGGCAGAAAGAGAGGGAGACACAGAAUCCAAAGCAGGUUCCAGACUCUGAGCUGUCAUCAGAGCCUGACGUGGGGCUCAAACUCAGGAGCAGCGAGAUCAUCACCUGAGCCCAAGUCGGACACUCAACCUACUGAGCCACCCAGGCACCCCUAAAUAUAUUAUUAUAAUUUCCCAUUUUAAACUCUUUAUAACGUAGUUGGUAGAAAAUAUAGAAUUGCCUGUACGGCUCCAAUAUGGUGUGAUACCCAGCGUACAAUGGCGGCGGGGAGAACAGUAGAGGAAUCUUGUGGUUAAAUUCCCAUUUGGGCAAGGAGAGAAUGAGACAUCAGUUGCCAGUCUCUAGAAUAUUUUAUAACCCACCAGGCAAGUUCUCCCCAUGCUGUCAGUGGGAUGAGAACUUUGGCCAGCCAGUGGCUUACCCUGCUUCUGCUCUCUGCGAGGAUCUUCCGUUUCUGCCGUCUUCCAGAGCCAUCUCAAAGAGCAGGCCUCCCCCUAUUCCUCAACCCACCUAUUGUCAUCAGGAAUCUAGGGAUUGCCUUAGGGUUUGAGCAAUCAUAAUAUGUUUUUUUGUUUUUAAAUUUAUUUAUUUAUUUUGAGAGAGAGAGAAAGUGAGAGCAGGGGAGGGGUGGAGAGAGGGAGAAUCUCAAGCAGGCUCCUCCCUGCUCAAACUCAUGAAACUGUGAGAUCAUGACCUGUGCUGAAAUCAAGAGUUGGUUGCUCAGCUGACUGAGCCACCCAGGUACCCCAAUCAUAAUCUGUUUUUAACUAGUUUUGGACUUUAUCCUCUAGUGUAGUGCCCUUAAAAAUUUGGUAGGUGUCUCCAAUCCCUGAACUCCAUGUAACCAAAACUCAAGAUUGUGUUGAGUCAUAGUCUUUGUUUUCAUUUUUGUUUUUAGUAUUUAUUUACUUAUUUAUUUUGAGAGAGAGAAAAUGCUCACAUGUGCAUACACAAGCUAGGGAAGGGCACAGAGAAGGAGAGAGAGAAUCCCCAGCAGGCUCAGCACGGAGCCCAACCCAGGGCUCGAUUUCACAACCAGGAGAUCAUGACCUGAGCUGGAAUCAAGAGUGGGACACUUAACUAACUAAGCCACCCAGGGGCCACAAGUCAUAGUCUUUAAAUGUGGGACCAAGUCUGGGCACUUCUGUCUCCCACCAAAUGAACCAUCCUCCACUCUCCAACUUUGUGGCCUCAAUCUUAGUCUCUGAUUAGGUACAAUUUGAAACAAUGGCCUGAGCUGGUAGAACCAUUCAUAAUUUACUCCUCGCUCUUGAAAUGGAUCCCAGUGUAUCACAAAGAAAGUAACUGGCCAUAUGUUCAGAUGAGAGGACCUAACAGAAUGUCUUUGGAGGGACACUGGGGUAUCGGGCUUCUGUGUUCCAGAUGUAUUUCUUGAUAGGGUUCUUACCUUUCGACCCUACUUUAUCCAAUGUUAGCAUAGCAUAGACAUUUUGAGUUUUCCAAACCACAAGGUUCCAGAUUAUUUGACCCUCAACCAUCUUCGUUACAGAUCACAGGCAAAAAAAAGGCCUCUAACAGAGAGUUGUAUUUUUUGCCUCUCUGUGCCUUCAGUAAGCUUCAGCCUAAAUUAUCUCUCUUCUGUGGUUCUUACUGAAGACUGCAAGAAACAGCCCACACAUGCCAACAUUCCACAUGUUUCCUCCAGAUCCUCUAGUGGUGCACCAUCAGUAGGCUCAUGGACGUAUUAGGCCAAGGAUUCAACAGGUGGCAGUGGUGGUGUUUGCCAUCACAUAACAAGGACGCCAACUAGCCCAGGAGAGCCUGCACUAGCCUGCACCUGACCUUAAAUCGGUACCCGCGCAUUUUAGGGUUAGCCACAUGCAACACUCGCUUCUAGUACCGAUUUCCACAUCCCAAGAGUGUUUGUAUUGCCAGUGAUAGAAAACCUGACUGUCCUAUCUCAAACAAAAUAGAGAAUUUGUUUGUUAGUAUAAAAUAAAAGCCCAGAAACAGGGCUAACCUGUGGUACAGAUGUAUUCAACCAACAGGAUCAGUAGCUGAUUUUCCCCCACCCCCAGUUCCCCACUCGUUGGUUUCACUUUCAGACCUCAUGUCGUCAAAGGAUGAGUGUGGCUGUUCCAGCCCCCGUAUCCUCACAGAUCCAACUCCAGCCCAUCCAGCCGAAAUGGCCUCGCCUCAGACCACAAGCUCCCUUGGUUUUAAUGAGUUCACUGGUCGUCACUAAAAAAGCAUGUGGGGCCAACUGAAUGCAAGGCUCUGAUUAGCUGACCCUGAAUCACAUGCUCUUCCUGUCUCUGCAGUGGGAGCACACGCCUCAGACCCACAGCUCUGAGAGUGAGGGAGAGAGGGGUCUCCAAACAAAAAUUGAAGGGCAUCAGUAUAAGUAGGAUGAGUGAAUGCCAAACUGCCAAAACGUAUGGAAAUAUAUUGCAAAUUUGCCCCCAGUAAGAUUACACUAAUUUAUAUUGAUAGGGUGUAGAAUGGUACAAAACUUGUUUUUAAUUUCCCUGUAUUUCUGAGAUUAUUUUUACAUGAUCAGACCUCUGGGGUGCCUGAGUGGCUCAGGUGGUUAAGCGUCCGAUUCUUGAUUUUGGCUCAGGCCAUGAUCUCACAGUUCAUGGGUUUGAGCCCCGCAUCAGGCUCUGCGCUGACAGCAUGGAGCCUGCUUGGGAUUCUCUCUCCCUCUUUCUCUGCCCCUCCCCAUUCACACACACUCUCUUUUUCAAAAUAAAUAAAUAAACUUAAAAAAAUAAAUUUGAUCAAACCUGUGUAACUGUACUCAUUAUUUUGGGGGAAGAGGCAAAUUUCUUUGUUUCUGCUGUUUUAAAUCAUGUAAUUCUCAUAUUUUAACAUUUUGAAAGUAGAUUUCCUCACACAAUAAAUGCGCACGUUUAAUCUGGCAUGGUUUCUCUUUCCCCCUAACAAGCUAUAAGGGAGGGCAUGUUGCUAUUGAGGAAGGUGUUUGAGAAUUGAGGAACCAGUAUUCUAAAACAUCUUUCUACUAUCAGGGCAAAAACUAUACUAUAACAGGUAGUCAUGGAAACACGACUUGGAAAACCAGAAUUAUAAGCAAACAAGGCUUCUCAUGUCUUAUACAUGUUGCUGUUCCCCUGAUUCAAUCUGUGUUGAUUUGGGGUUGCCACGGGAGGGUCGUGGGCUGUGGUCCUUUACUGCUUUUCCCAGACUGGUAAAAACUGUGCUGUUGUUUUAUAAUCUUCUGUCUGUUUGUGGUGGUGUUUUUUUUUUUUUUCCUGUACAUUAAUAUGGAGGAUUCUUUACCUGAUUGGUUCAAGAGCUUAUUGAUUUUGUUUUACUCUACCGUUAAGCUCAGUUGGUCUGUGUUUUGAAUGGGGGUGAAAUACACAUUUAAAAUUCUCAGGGCGCCUGGGUGGCUGGGUUGGUUCAGUGUCCCACUUCAGCUCAGGUCAUGAUCCCGUGGUUCGUGAGUUCGAGCCCUGCAUGGGGCUGUGUGCUGACAGCACGCAGAUUCUGUCUCGUCUCUCUGCCCCUCCUCUGCUCACGCUCUAUCUCUUUCUCUCUCAAAUAUAAAACAAAACAUAAAAAAAAAAAAAAUUUUUUUUAAUUCUCUUUGAAGUCCAGAACUAUGAUUGUCUUUCUUUGCUGUGGAUUUUUAAUCCAUUUACCUUUGGCCUUGGAUUAUAAUAAUGGCCCCGACAGCAACACAAAUCAUACCCUCCCUCACCUUCUUCCCUCCAUACCACAGCCUUCUCCCUACAACUUUUCUUUCUGCUGUCUCCUUAUGCUUAUAGAAAGGAAGUAAGUGAAAUCCUCCUUCAGAACCUAAAAUGAAGCUUACGGUGGUAAUGACACUGGACUGCAGAGCAGGAGACCAGGCUGUGGCUCCUGCUCUGCUGCUGCCAGCUGUGUGAUACGAGCAGGUCGCUUAGCCUCCCUGGACCCCCAUUUCCUCAUCUGUAAGUGACAGUGAGAACUUCGAUCUCUGCAGUCUCAUGCGGUCUUAAAUUUCCUUCUUUCAAGAAGCUGAUACCCAUCUGAGACCGCUCACUGAGGAGGAAGGGCAGGAAGCACCUUCACAUCCCACACUUGUGUGUCAUCAUUGCAGUGUGGCCUUCAAGUCUCCUGUAGCCCUCGAUGCAGCUGGAACUCUCCCCAGUCCACCACACAACCUCUCCCUGAUCUUUUCUGGCCUCAUUUCCUUUAUCUUAUUUCUUCCUCUCCCUUUCUGAUCGGAUUGUUUACUUUUGACUUUUUAAGCCCAUUUUUCUCUCCCUACUGCCCAAUUACAUAAGCUACCUGCACUGCAUCCACUGGUGGGCUAACAGGCUUUGCUGAAGAUCUGUGGCAUCCUUCCUCUGGAAAAGUUCCCGUUACAUGUCCUUUUUUUUUUUUUUUUUUUUUUUUUUUUGAGACAGAGAGAAAGAGACAGCGCAUGAGCACAUGCGUGGGCAUGCCUGUGUGCACAAGCAGGGGAGGGGCAGAGGGAGAAAGAAAAAGAAUCGCAAGCAGGCUCCACGCCCAACGUGGAGACCAACACAGGGCUCAGUCCUACUACCCUGGGAUCAUGACCUGAGCCGAAGUCAAAAGCUGGACACUCAACCGACCAAGCCACCCUAGAAAGUUCCCUUUUAACUUGAACUUUCCCAAGAAGAGGGUGCAAGUCUCGUCUUGGCAUUUCUCACUCACUAUUUGAGAGGAAACAAUCUGAAGCUCUUAAGGGAAUGUUAUAUUAUGGAAGAAUUUUUAGGAGAUAUUGAUUUUUUUUUCACUCAACACAUUUACUGAGCACCUACCAAGUGUCAGAGGCUAUUGUAGAUGCUGAGGUGACCAUAGGAAAGAAGGUCCCCGUCCUCAUGGAGUUUGAAUUCUAGUGGGGACGCACAAGUACAUAAACCAUUAAAUAAAAGAAUGUCAAGUGGGGACAUGUGCUGUGCAUAAAAGAAAAUAGGCACAGAGAUGGGGCAUGAGGAGGAGGAUUUUUGCUGACAACUGAAGAAUGAGAAGGAACCAGGAGAUGAGUGUAGGAGGGGGGAGAGGAGGGCUUACAAGUGUAAGGCCCCAAGAUGCAAAUGAGCUUAAUGUGUUUAAGGAACAGAAAGAACUGGAAGGUAAAUUAGCAAGAAGGGCUGUUACUUGAGAGGAGGUCAGAGGGCUAGGGCAGGGCCAGAUAUUGUGGGGUUUUAUGGGCCCAGGGAAAGAAUCUGGACUUUCUAGGUGAAAUGGGAAACCACUGCAGGAUUUUAAGCAGGGGAGGAACAUUAUCUGAUUUAUGUCCUAGGGUACCUAAUAGAUACCUCAUAAAUGUGUCCAAAGUUGACUGUAUUUAUAAGCUUUCAUUAAAGAUGAAAACAGACCUGAAAUCUAGACACCUACUCCCUUGUGCGUCUUGGGGGCUGAAGCCUUCUAAGUGAUUCUCCCUAACAACUGAACCAUCCCUGACGGAUGGGAAUGGACGGGACUGCCUGUGUACUGAGCAGUUGUGGGUGUAUCUGUGUGCGUGUGUGUAUUUGCGAUGCCUUACUUAGAGACCUUCAAAAUAAUUCUGAAAAUACAGAGAGAAAUCAUCACAAUCCCCAUGUUCCCUUUUUAGACCUACUUAGACUAUACUUAGACCUCCCUAAGGUUCACUCAAGCAUUUACUUGGUAGCUGACCACGUUUCCUAUUUUCCUGAGGUUAGUGGAGAGGGAAGGAGAUGCCAGCAGCAGGCCUCCACCUCUGUCUGGUGCCCCAUACCUGCAUGUAUUUAUUCCCAUACUGCAUGUCCCUGGACUCUAGAUCCUAUAUUAGGCAAGACCGAUGCACUCCUGCCUUUAGAUGACUCCAGGCAAAGAGGAGGACUCUCCAUUACUAACCCUUGAGUGCUCUACUUCCAGGAAUUUUGCCACGGCCCAGUGUCAUAAAACUCUACUCAUACAGCUAGAUUCAUAUCACAAAGAAUUUAGAGUCUGAAAGAGCCUUAGACAUCAACUAUCCCAGUACUCCUCAGUAGGAGCACUGUCAGUAUCUUGGGUAAGACCAUCCAAAGCAUCAUAGGAAAUUCCACAUUCUGGGCUCUACCCAAGAAUCCCACAGGGCUCCCCAUUCCAACCCACUGCUUCUCACCCCCGACUAAAAAUGAAUCCACACAUUUCCACCCGCCUCCUGAAUUGAGAACCACUGGUCUACCCAGUCCUGUCAUUUUACAGGGAAGGGAAUAUUAGGCAACUUGUGGUCUUUUCAUGCCUUUUCCUUCUGAACCCAGCAGAAUCAGGAUCCAAAGUUCUAAUUUUACAAUGAAGUUAGUUUCUGAAAUAUGCCUCUGUUUUUCAUUCUUUCUACAGAUAUGUUUUUGUUUUCAAAGUUUUUCUUCUCAGAGUUACAUGCUAUGUGUUGCAAAUAUAAGUCUGAACCUUCCAGAUGGAUCAAGCAAGAAUUAUGAGCAUUUUCAGAUUAUUUAUACAUAACUCAAGAUUUUGGCAUAGUAUUUUCUACAUGCGGCCCGUUGCCUAUCCGCUUCUUAGAGACCUUUAAUAACGAGAAAUCUGCCUUUCCUCAUUCUGCACUCAUUAUCUCUGCUUUCGUCAAGCAUCUUCCGGGAGAGUUAUUGUUAUCCCAUUAAGUAUGAAGGGCAGAAACAAAACAUUUUUGAACAGAAAGCUCUGGAUCUUCAUAUGACUUGAGCUGAGUAUCAUUUAUCCUGUCUUGGGCACCAGAAUCACAUUUUAGAACUCAUUUGCCUUCAUACACCUGACCAGCUCUCUUCACCUGCAUCUCUGACUUUCUCUCUACACACUUGAAUGCUCUGUAGAUGAGGAAGAAUCACUUACCCUAAUCAUUGGUGUAGCUGAGAGCUUCUAGUGCUUGGGUGACUCUUUUCCUUAAUACCAAAUGGUACAGUCAAUGAGAGUAAUACCGAACGAUAUAGUCCUUGAGAGUAAUACUUUCAAGCGGCAUUUUCCUGAAGGAAUCUCAGGCUCUGUGAACAAUUAUAAUUGUGCAGGUGUCCAGAAUAACAUUGGCCUGCCAACUGGAUGGACAUCCUGAUCUCUUGUGACUGUACCAAACAGACUUGUUAUACCUUGUGGAAAGAGAAACAUUUAAUUUUUUAAUUUAGGGUUGUUGUUUUUUUUUCCUUGCUUGCUUCUUAAGUAAAACCAAUCUAGUUUCUUUUUCUGAAGCAAAGGAGGAAGGAACAAACAACAAAUUAAUCAGACAGGAAGCGAAUAACCACAGAAAGACGUCUGCCUCUGACUCAGUAUGUCACAUUUAACAAGAGGCCAGAACUUGUCCAAAAUGGCUGUUUAAAAACGACCCCACACUUGCGUAAGAAGAUGAUGCCUUUUUCAGGGACCGUUUUCUCUCUGGGCUCACAUCUUGCUUGUCUGUCUACCUGUGUCCCCGAUCAUGCCUUCCUACGGUAUCCUCUAACGGUUGUACACAUCGGAGACCAUCUUGCAACACUGGGUUAGCAUCACCUUCUUGCAUAUUGUUACUACAAAGUUUUGACAGGCAUCAGAUUCAUCGGCAAGGCUGUUGAAAGUGUAACUGUCCGAGAUGCCCGUCCCUCCCCCUCCGGCGCCCCCACCCCCACCGACGUUUGCUCUGGCCAAUACAGAAAAGCCUACCUUGAAUAAGUCCGAACAGGCUGGGAGAAAUGCCCUUCUGUCUGACAUCAGCAAAGGGAAGAAACUGAAGAAGACUGUCACCAAUGACAGAAGUGCACCGAUAUUGGACAAGCCCAAAGGCGCUGGUGCUGGUGGCAGUGGUGGCUUUGGUGGUGGCGGAGGUGGCGGUGGCGGUGGCAGUUUCGGAGGGGGUGGACCGCCUGGUUUGGGAGGACUGUUCCAGGCUGGGAUGCCGAAGCUGAGAUCCACAGCCAACAGGGAGAGUGAUUCUGGAGGAAGCCGACUCCCAGUUUUGCCACCGGGAGGAAGAUCCACAUCUGCCAAACCUUUCUCACCCCCAAGUGGCCCAGGGAGAUUUCCUGUGCCUUCCCCAGGCCACAGAAGUGGUCCCCCAGAGCCUCAGAGGAACCGAAUGCCUCCCCCAAGGCCCGACGUGGGCGCAAAGCCUGAAAGCAUUCCCCCUCCAGUACCUAAUACGCCAAGACCCAUUCAAUCAAGUCUGCACAACCGAGGGUCCCCACCAGUGCCUGGGGCCCCCAGGCAGCCCAGCCCUGGGCCAACUCCUCCCCCUUUCCCUGGAAACCGAGGUGCUGCUUUUGGAGGAGGCUCCAUACGCCAGACACCCUCAGGCUCCUCCUCACCCUUCUCCAACAGGCCUCCCCUGCCCCCUACCCCCAGCAGGGCCUUGGAUGACAAACCCCCUCCUCCGCCUCCUCCAGUGGGCAACAGGCCCUCCGUCCAUAGGGAGGCAGUCCCACCCCCUCCCCCUCAGAACAGCAAGCCCCCAGUGCCUUCUACCCCGAGGCCUUCCUCCUCCUCACAGGCCCCACCGCCACCGCCGCCACCAAGCAGACCCGGCCCUCCUCCCCUGCCUCCGGGUUCCAGUGGCAGUGAUGAAACCCCAAGACUCCCACAGCGGAAUCUGUCCCUUACUUCUUCGUCUGCACCCCCCUUACCUUCACCAGGACGUUCGGGCCCUCUUCCUCCCCCGCCCAAUGAGAGACCCCCUCCUCCAGUGAGGGACCCACCAGGCAGAUCAGGCCCUCUCCCACCACCCCCUCCAAUAAGCAGAAAUGGCAGCACAUCUCGGGCCCUGCCUGCCACCCCCCAGUUGCCGUCCAGGAGUGGAGUAGAUAGUGCCAGGAGUGGACCUAGGCCUCCUCUUCCUCCCGACAGGCCUGGUGCUGGGGCACCUCCCCCUCCUCCACCAUCAACAUCAAUUAGAAAUGGCUUCCAAGACUCUUCAGGUGAAGAUGAGUGGGAAAGCAGAUUCUACUUCCAUCCGAUUUCUGAUUUGCCACCUCCAGAGCCAUAUGUACCAACGGCCAAAAGUUAUCCCAGUAAACUGGCAAGAAAUGAAACCCGGAGUGGAUCCAACCGAAGAGAAAGGGGUGCCCCUCCACUCCCUCCCAUCCCGAGGUGAUCUUUACCUGCUCUUCUCCAUCUGAGCCCAAGAGCUACUUCUGUUGUUACUAUCCAAGGGCUGCAAACCCUCCUCCCCUUGUCUUCCCUUGGCCCCUUCAUACUGGCAAUAGGGAGGAAGGUAGGGUAACAUGGGAAUGUGUGGGGGGGGGGGGGGGGGGGGGGGGGGGGAAUGCAGGAAAGAAUGCACCUGGCUUUUUAUGUUGUGUAUAUUCUCAAAGCUAUUGCUUGCUUCAGGUACAGCCCGCCAGCGUUGGUUGCUUAGGGGUCAGUAGGCUUUUGUGGCAAGGUGGCAGAGAUGAAUUGUGUCCUAGCUCUCAACCAACCAAAUUCAAACAUUCACUGCUUAUUUGCUACAGACUGUAAUAUUAAAGUCCCUGAGAGCUAUUUGCUUCCAUGCCCUUUUUGCAUGCUUGGCUUUCUGUCCGAUUGCAUGCACCACAGACCAUGGAAGCAAGUUGCUGCAUCAGGGCUCACGUAACAUUUUUCAGUUACAGGAUGUCCAAUCUUUGGCAGUCUGAGAUAAGCUCUAGGAUAGAGCUUUCCAACGGAAAUACAAUGUGAGCCACCUAAGCAGUUUUUUAAUUUCUAGUAGCUACAUUAAAAAAGGACAAGGGGAAAUUAAUUUUAAUAUAUUUUAUUUAACCUGAAUACCCAAAAUAUUAUCAUUUCAACCUGCAACUGGUAUAACAACUAUUAAGGAGAUAUUUCACAUUGUGUUUUGGUACUAAGUCUUCAAAAUGCAGCUAUAUUUUACAUUGAGAGUACAUCUCCUUUCCGACUAGUCACAUCCCAGGUGCUCAGCCACAUGUGGCUGGCGGCUACCAUAUUGGACAGCACAGGCCCAGAAGACAGAGGAUGGUACAAAACCUCUUAUUUCAAAAACAGACAAACAAAGAAAAUGCAAGAUGAGCUUUAGCCAUUCAAAAAGUAACUAAAAAUGAGGUUAGGACCUAACUCCUUGUUUGGCAGACAGCUUGAUCUUAGAUUUUGCUCCCUUAUUCCCCCUCUUGCCUUAACAUCUGUUGCUUCACAAUACCAAGGUCAGAAAUUGAUCUCACAGGGUGUACAGUCACGUGGAAUAAAGCCAUGGGAAAGAAACCAAAAGCCAGCUGGGGCUUUGGGGCUCAGAGCCAGCUGCCUUGAGCUCACCUAUCAGUUGGAUUCCUGCCUUGCACUUCAUUUCCUCCUCUGUCUAGCUUGCACAUCAGGGCAGGGAGGCUCGUAGGCUCCACAGUUGUGCGAGAAAGUUAGGAAAAGGUGGCAAAUUGGAAAUGUGGAGGAAGGAAGCAGGUUUGGGUUGAUGGGCAAAACUCUAAUCUAAAUCUGAUGUUGAUGGGGUUGAGAGACAUUGCUACUACAAAUCCAAGAGAAUUUGUCUUGACUCUGCCGGGGGAAUAACUUGCCUUGGAUCUAUACAAAUACAGCUCCAUGGGAAGGACCAUAGGGACGAGCCAGCCUUGCCCUUUUUUUGUAUGAUUUUUGUUUACAAAACUUUACUGGGACUUUUAAAUCUAGCUAUAUAGAUUUGGGGAGGGGGGGGAGUAUUUCCAUUUAGAUGUUUUAUAUGGUUAUGUUUAAAAUUACCAUUACUUAUUUUUUAAAAGCACGUGGCCACAUAUAUAUAUAUAUAUAUAUAUAUAUAUGUAUACCUAAACUUUGUAUCCUGGUUUCAGUGUAUUCAUGUAUUCCUGGGAGAUGCUAACGAGAAAUCAAUCCAAAGAAAAAUUUGAAAGACACAUUCCUAUUUAUAGAAUAAAUAAUUGUUUCAUUUAUAUAAAAGCAAAAGAACUUAGAGUUCUAAUAAAUGGGAUAUCUAAUAAAUUAUGAAGUUGCCCAUUUGAAUAUAUUGUAUUUUUGUAACUUUCCUUGCCAAAGUCUUGGGCUUAGAACAUUAGAGAACUUGGUUUUUCUAACUCUCCUCUACCAUUCAUCUGUCUGUCAUACAGUCAUUUGGGGCCCUUUACCCAAAGAGAACUAAGAAAUAUAAAAGUGUAACAAACGUGCAAAGUAUUUUCGAAAAAACAUUUUUUUUAGGUAAUAGCAUCAUUUUAUUUUGGAUUCUUUGAUCAGAUAUCAGUAGUUGAUACAAAUCCUUAUGAUAAAACCUUAUGACCCACUUUAGAAAAGGCGGAAUCUGGCCUUAAUAGCAAAUAUGGCAUAGAAAAGUCUGAUCCAAAGGAUUUUGGAUCUGAAUUUUAUAAGGGGCAGUAAGAAUAGCCAAUUUCCUUGUAUAUCCCAACCUCAUAGUGCCCUCCUAACGUCUGAAACAGAGCCACAGUACAGAGUUGCUCUUCAUCCAGGACAGAGAAGUUUUAGCAGGUCUUUUUUUAAGUAAAUGUUUCAUUAAUACACCUACACCCUUUCUUUGAAAGUUGGCGACCUAAUUGCAGCCCAAACUGAAUAAUUUCUAUGCUAAAAUCUUCAACUAUGGCAAAUCACAAAAAUGAAUAUUUUCUUCCCUGAAAUCAGGGCUCACAUUUGGUUUUUUUCCACAAUAUUUGCAGAUAAAUGUAUUCAAGAUGCAAUACAGUAUUUUAAUAUUCACAUAUCAUUUUAUAUUGAAAUGUAUUACAGUAUUAAAAUUCAGUGUUCCAUAUUUAUUUCACUAUGCAUUUUAUUUAGUAGAAGCCGAGAGAAAUGUUUAAUCCAAUGGUGCCUUACUUUGUGAUUUGAAAGAAAUAGACUUUUUAUGUCUAAGUAGCAGAUUAUUUGCAUAUUUGUAAAAACUGUUAGGCUUUUAUAUUUUAACUUGUAAUACCAAUUUUGUUAUUUUAGUAGCAGAAAUGGGAUGAUUGUUAAAAUGGCCAAAAUUUUUUGGCAUGAAAUUAUUUUUUCCCUGUUUAUAGUCAGGGACAGUAAAGGAAAAAAAAAAUGUUUUUCAUACCACUGCAUUAUGUACACAUGCACAUUUUGGUAUCGAUGUCAUUAGGACAGUUUAAAUGGUGGGGUAGAGUCUACCCUAGACAUCUGCGUCUUUGUAAGUUAGCCAGACAAUAAAUAAAAGCAGAAUGAUAAGAGUGUCAACUGGUGGUUUUUAUUGAAGUAUUGUCUAUGUAAAUACAAAUGAAAAAGCAAGUGUCUGUUUUCUGUUUCAUACUUUGGUAAAGAAAGACAAACUCAAAGAAAAGAAAAGGAGAAGGUAGUCGUGGAGGUUCCUGGUGUGUGUACCUCACAUCUACUUUCUAAUCCCUUGUUUGUUUUUCCUGAGAACCUGCAUCAUAGCCAAAGUCUGCUGUCUGUUUACUUGAAGAAGAUGCUUUAAGACUCUAAGGUACAGAUGGAUGGUGGGACCAAUGGGCCAGGAAACCACAAAGAAUAGAAUUGACACUGAGAAAUACAGGAAAGGCCAGGGGGAACUUAGGGGGCCCGAUAAUUUUUUUAAUUAUCUGCUGCGCACAUGUGUGUAUGUAUCUUAAUGCAGUAUAAUGGUUAAGAGAUUAGAAGACCUGCGUCCAUCUCUUACUUGCAAGUUGCAAACUUUUCUAAGCCUCCACUUCCUUAUCUACAAGGUAAGUAACUAUCUUACAGGAUUAAUAAAUGCAUUAAAUGAGAUAAUACACUCAGUACUUGGCCUGACUUAUUCUGGCACUCAGUAACUGGUAGCCAGGUAGCCACUCUUGGUGAAACAACAAAUAUUUACAUAAUGAUCCCAAAUUUACUGGAGCCAAACUGCCCAAAAGGGAAUUUCCUAGUGUACCUGUAGAGGAAGAGGCAAUAGCAGGCAGACUAUCCGUACCAGAAAUGCAAAGCAACCUCCAGACAGAGGACACCUCACAUGAUGUCCCUUCGACCUCACAGGCCUGAAAAAUGAAAAUUCAUGCUGCUUUGGUCAUCAAGGAAAUUAUUAGAUUCCAAUUGGAAGUAAGACCUGGAAAGAACCUAUAUAUAGGGCAGCCUCAGAAUUUAUGAUCCACGAGUAGAACACUUUUUGAGAGUAGGAGGGAAUACUGAUAAUUGUUGCUUUGGCACAACAGGUACAAAUUGGGGCUGCCCUGGAAAACUGGGCUGUGUGGUCACUCCACUUGGAGGUCAUCUAGUCCCACCCUCUGGUCUUACAGAUGAGUAUAUAAGACCCCAAAUCAUAUACUACUGAUGCACAAGCAGCCUGGCCUGUCACCUCACCACCACACGCCUCCUUAUUUUUUCUUAAGAUAUCAUUUUUAAGUAAUCUCCACCCCCAACCUGGGGCUCAAACUCACAACCCAGAGAUCAAGAGUCACACGUUCCGCCAACUAAGCCAGCCAGGUGCCCCAACGCUCCCUUCAUUAUGAUCCUCCCCACCUCUAGCGCAAGUCUCUGCUUCAUGUGUCUUUCACAUCUGCUGGAAAGAAAAGACCAAAUGACAAGCUACAGGGUCAGAGAACAAGCCCAGGACAUGCAAAUUUGGAUCUGGACCCUAGCUCUGCCACUUGUUCCCUGGAAGGCCAAUGACAAGGUAUUUAAGCCUUCUGAGUUCUAAUUUCCUCAACUGCAAAAUGUUUACAGUGCUUAAAUAUACAGAACAUCAGGCAAAAUAACUGGCAUAUGUCAGGCGCUCAAUGAAAGUUAGUUCCAUUCGAUUUUCUAAUCCCUUUGCUAUCAAACUGAGGCCAUAUUCAGGAAGGCAUUUUCAGUGCAUUCAGAAGAGUCUGCUAAAGUUUGGGGCGCCUGGGUGGCUCAGUCAGUGGAGGGUCUGACUCUUGAUUUUGGCUCAGGUCAUGAUCUCAUAUUUUGUGAAAUCGAGCCCCACAUGAGGCUCUGUGCUGACAGCUUGGAGCCUGCUUGGGAUUCUCUCUCUUCCUCUCUCUCUGGACCCACUCUCUGUCUCAAAAUAAACAUUUUAAAAAAGAGUCUAAUAAAAUUUAAUUGCAACACUCUUAGGAUAAAAAUUGCUUUCAAAACUGGCCUCAUUUGUUAAAACUGGAAUCAUUCAUUUGGUUCAUUCAGCCAUUCGGUACAUUUUUAUGUACCAGCCUCACCACAACCAAAUAGUGUCCCCACUCUAUCCAAGGAAUGGUCUCAGAGUAGCAGUUACCCCUGCUCCCACCAGUCACAAGUGCCAAAGCAACAGAGAGUUUUCUAUUAAGAAGAGAAAGUGAAUACUUUAUAAUUUUCCUCCCUUAAGGGAUUAUUUGGUUUCUUUUCUCCUUUCAUCUCAAUGGGUGAAUUAAAUUUAUUAUUAUUAUUAUUAUUAUUAUUAUUAUUAUUUUACAGAGGGAGAGAGAGCAGGAUAGGGGGGACACAGAAUCUUAAACAGGCUCCACACUCAGCAGGGAGCCUGAAGCAGGGCUCAAUCCCACAAUCCUGGGAUCAUGACCUGAGCCAAAAUCAAGAGUCAGAUGCUCAACCGACUGGGCCACCCAGGUGCCCCAAAUUAAACUGGUUUAAAAAUUUUUUUAAACUACAAGAAAACUGGAGGCGGGGGAGGGAAGGUUUUAGAAAAAGUUUUGAUGGCCUAUAAAAAUGUCUUUUUACUUUUUGAUUAAUUUUUUUGAGAGAGAGAGGGUGCAAGUGAGUGAGGGGCAGAGAGAGGGAGGGAGAGAGGGAGGGAGAGAGGGAAUCCCACAAGGGGCAGGGAGAGAUGGAGAAGUAGGGCUCACCCGAAGUGGAGCAGGGGCUCACCUGAUGUGGGAUGCGGGACUCGAACUCACAGACCAUGACAUCAUGACCGGAGCCAAAGUCAGAUACUUAACUGACUGAGCCACCCGGGUGCCCUGCUUUUUUUUAUUAAUUCCUAAAGGAUUCCCCAGUUCCCUGACAUUCCGAUUAACUGAAGGCUUCCUGGACACAUAAUUUAGAGUGGCCCCUUUCUCUGCUGUCUUCCCCACAGCCUGGCUUCCCUGCACUCUGAGCACUUGGUCCUUCAUGUCUGUCUCUAGAGCUAUAGUUAGCUGCAGGAUUCCCCCACUACCCGAAAGCAGAGCGCUCCUAUGAAAACUUUCCUAAGCCAAAAUGGCAUAAAGCAAAGAAACAAUUACCGUGAACUCACAUGGAAGAUUUUUUGAGCAUUCUCAGACCCAGAAAAACAAUCUCUCUUUGGCUUCUCUGGUCCCUUAGGACACAUCUUGCUAACAGAUGUGCAAGAUAAACUGAGAUAAAGCACAGAUGCUCAGAGGCAAGGUUCAAAGCUACAGAGCUUGACGCUGAGAUGCCCAGUGUGGUUUCCAGGGAAGGGGCUUGGCGGUGCCACCCUCACGGCUUGGGGCUUGCACUGCUUCUACAAUGGCUUGCUGCAAAACAAACACUGAACGCUAUUUUCACUUUUUGCCUUUUUCCUAAAAGCAAAAACUCUCUUUGGAUUUUUUUCAGUUAGCAAAAAGGUACAAUGUAGGUCUUCCAUAAAAGUGAAGUGGCCUAAUGCAACCUUUCAAAAAAUCGGGGGAUACCUGUACACAUUUCUCUUACUGGUAAAUGUUUGAAAUGUCCCAUCAACACUCUACCACGAAUUCCUUAGCAUUACAGAGGCACAUUUACAGGAAGCUAAGGAAGCUCCAGCUUUGGGACCUCCACUUGCAAGGAUCCCUUCUAAUAAGGAAGGACUCAUUUUUACAUCUAAUGUUUUAUUCAUGAUUUUAUACUAAUUUUCUUAAUAUAGCAGCCUAAAUUGUCUAAAGCUCAGCCCCACAAAACCUGUCCUUGCCUUAUUGCCCUUCCCAGCUUCUGAUAGAGAAAUCAACCAAAGUGCGUAUCUUAAAAGCUUUCUUAAGCCACCAGCUUUCCAUAACAGUGACAGGAGGGUCCCAGACAAAUAGAAGACAGCAAAAGUGUGUGCUCCUUUGUACUCCCAGAGUGGUCAGUAGAUAUUUCUAAAAUAAUUCAAUCAUUGUACCGCUCACAUUGCAUUAGAGUCACUUAAAGGCCCCACAAUGUGACCCAUCUAGAUAACAUGUUUGACCUCUGAGGGGUCUGGGAAAGAAGUCUGGAUGCUAUUAGACAUUGAGCUCAGAUUUAGCUUAAAUUUUGCCCAGGAAGAUGCCUGCCAGAACAGCUGGUGUAUCCAUCAUGGACUCAACAUAAAUGUGUUUUAGUCAUGAGGAACUCCCACCCUUUUCCUGUUUUCUGUCUCCAAGCAGUUUAGUAAGUUAAAGGUCGACUGUCAAAAUGCUAUCUAUUUAAGAUAGGUACCUGAAGCAAAUAUCAGAUAAUUGGGAAACCCUAAUGCCUUAUGGUGCUAUUGUAUUACCAAAGAUCCAUUUUUACAUGUAUUCAUUCAAAUAAACAACACUGAUUGAGUAGCUACAAUUUAUUAGGCAUAGGGAAUAUGAAGAUACAUAUUAUACAAUAGGAAGCACUAGUCCUAGAAUCAAGGGUCUACAUUCUAGAUUUAACAAGAACAUCAGCCAGUAGGCACAAACCCACUCUACCACUGGUUCUAGAGACAUGCUCCUCACCACCAACACAAGGCUGGUUGGCUGUGUGCAUGAAAGGGAAAUUCCCUCCCCCUUGGUGCUUCCUGCUUGGACUUACUCUUAGAGCAAAGGUACGGACUUAGAGCAAAGGUGGUCCCAGAUGGGGCCACCAUAGAAAAAUGGAAAAAUAUAUCUAACACAGAAGUGUAAACAUAAGACCCAUUGCCUAAUUUACUUAUCUAGAUGAAAACAUAAAUAUUGUUUUCAUUUUCCAUAUAACCACCACCAGUUAUUGAUCAUCUACUAUGUACUACAAAUUGUGCUAAGGUCUUUGCAAAUAUUAUUACAUAUGUCAUUGUUAGUCAAUGUGACUUUACAUGUGGAGAAUUGAGGCCUGAAUCGAUUAGAAAUUUGCCUCAAGCCACUUGCUGUGAUUGGAUCCAGAAUUCAAACUCAAGGUUGAAUAAAUACAUUUGAAUGGGAAGUCAUAAUAUUGUCAACUUUCCAUAUGCCAGUUUAAAAAAAUUACUGACAUUUCAUAAAAGCAAGGACAUUUUAAUAAGCCAAACUCUUAGAAUAAAAGAUAGUAGGCUCAACUGAAUAAACAUAGGUUCGUAGGUACAUUGCGUUUAUUUUCCUCACUGGGCUAUGCGCUAGCUCUAGUCCCAGACCCACCAUUUACCAGCUGGGGCACAUUGCCUCUUGUUAAGUGACCUAAUUUCUUUUGGUUCUUUGCUCCUUUACAGUUUAAGGAGUGGUCAUAACUACCAUUUUGACACUGUCAAAAGAACGUACCUGUAUUUAUCAGCUCAUCUUAUCAGACACUUGCUACCUUUUAAGGUGAUCUCAGGGGAGCCACUAAAAUUCAGACAUCAUUUUUCAUUAAGCACAGAUUUCUGAAAGUCCCAAACUGCAAUGUGAAUAGUUAAUGUGCUCUUCAAUGUAUCUCCCUUGCUUUCUACUCUUCAAUAUUUGUGGAGUAUUUCUUCCAAUCCUAUUAUAAACUUUUUGUAUUGAAUUUAUUUUUUACUCUCCUUGAACUUGGAAAAGUUUAAAUUCCAAAUCAUAGAAUUUGCUUUCCCAUAAUGGCCAGAAGUACACUUUGUGUUCUUUGCCUCAGUCAUACAACCCAGCGCUCAUUCACAGGGGAAAUAAAGGUAAAGCAAAAGACAGUCAUGUUCAAAAGAAGUCAAGUAAGUGGCUCCAGAAUUUCAGAGUAUUUUCACAAACAGUCCCUCAUGUUUACCCACAGCAGCCCUGUGGUGGAGAAGAGACUGAUCUCCCAUGCUACAAAUGCAGGGCUGACACACUGAGGGAGGAAGUGACCUCAAGGUCUUAUCCCUGGUGAGUGAAGGGGCCAAGACUACUUCAGUCACAGUCUUCAAACUGCAUUUUUGCCAUUGUUGUCUGCAUUCAUCUGACAAAUAGUAUUGAGCACCUUCUCAGUAAUGAGAAGGCAUGGGGUGAAUCCAGUUGAAGACACAAAGGUCAGGACCACCUAAAUUCCGUGUUUCAGGGAGCUUACAGUCAGUCCUUUGUGGACUGAGGCAAGUACACAAAUAACUUUAGGACAAGGCAGAAUACAUGACCUAUUCAAAAGCUUGAAGUAAUGCAUCACCAGGACCCAAAGAAGGUACAACUCUUGUGAAUUGGUUGAGCCUUACUGCCCCACAUUCAGGUGUGUUUUCCUCAUCUUUUUUUCUUCUUAAUGUUUGUUUAUUUUUGAAAGACGGAGAGAGACAGAACUCCAGCAGGGGAGGGGCAGAGAGAGAGAGACAGACAGACAGACAGUCAGACAGAAUCUGAAGCAGGCUCCAGGCUCCUAGCUGUCAGCACAGAGCCUGAUGCGGGGCUCAAACUCAUGAACAGUGAGAUCAUGACCUGAGCGGAAGUCGGAUGCUUAACCGACUCAGCCACCCAGGCACCCCCCUCAUCUUUCUGAGUAAGACUUCCAGUGUUUCUCAAAAUGAAAGUUGUGGACCACUUAAGCACUUAAGGAGUGCUUGUUAAAUACAGGUUCCUGGGCUCCACCUCAGACCUACCCAAAUAAAAAUCUCUUGGAACCCAGGAAAAUGUUUUUAAUAUGACCCACUUCACAAAUUUGCAUGUUAUCCUUGCACAGGGAACAUGACAAUCUUCUCUGUAUCACUCAAAUCUCAGUACCUGUACCGCUGAACCAAGAAUGAGAAUUUAUAUUUUUAACAAGGUUCAAGGUCAUUCUGAUGCACAUUCCAGAUUCAGAAUCUCUUUUCUAAGGUGCUACCCCUGAAUUUGGGCCUUUGAAAGAAUAUAUUCAUAUAUAUAUAUAUAUAUAUAUAUAUAUAUAUAUAUAUAUUAUGAAAAUUAAAUCAUGAGAUGGCAUCCACUUUUUGUCAUACUAAAUACUCCAUUUAAUACUACCCCCAUGCAUGCUGAUUCAUUACAAUGCUAUUUGUCUUAAAAAUGCUUUUCUUAAAAAAUCAGCUAGCUAGCUAGCU